GGAGGCAGACGACUGAAUGUAGAAGUUGGCAACUUUUUAAUUUCAUCUGAAAGGCAGGCAUGGCACGGACUUAUGUUAGAAUAUAAGCAAGGAUUCUGAGUAUAGUUGUGUAAGACAGAUGUAAGCAGUAUCUGACUCAACAAUUCCUUCAACCAUGCUGAUGUAUAAAGGAAUUAAUUACUUGGAGAAUGCUCUUAAUCAAAGACAGAAGUUUCUUCAGAAAUGUGUUGUGUCAGUACCACACCAUCUAGAACAUGUGGACAUGUACAGACAUUCAGGCAAGCUACCCGACACCAGCUUCAGAGAGCCAUGGAAAAGAGCAACAGCAGACCGAGAGCUGCUAAAGAAUGAAGGAACCAGACUUGAGACAGAAUUGAAUUGUUUAUCUGAAUUAGUAUCCGAACAGAUUAAGGAAAUUGAGUCUCUUGGAAGAGAUUCGUUCGACUGUGUUGAACAUGGAGUAUUUGACCUUGGGGAGUGUAUUCCUAGUUCCAAUCCUUCAUCACAAGAAGAUUUACAAGAAGUUUUUCAACUGGAGGAAAAAAAUUCACUCAAUCUAAAGGAAAUAUUUUCAAAAGAGAAUAUUCAAUAUUGGCUGUCUGCCUGUUCUAGUGAUUCAUUCAAACUAGAAGAAGUGUUUAUGUCAGAUCCUCUCCCAGACUUAAGUAGAAAUUUGCCAAGUCUGAAUGCAAUGUGUGGCCGUCUGCAUCCUAAUCAAGUCUCUGAUCCGCUGAAUAGCAGAGGCUCGGGAUUACUGGCUCUGAAAGACAGGAUUGCACAAAAUGAAAUUUUCGUUCAGGAAGACCAUUGUGACUUAGUAAGAUGUGAAGCUUCCUCAGAAGAGUGGCAGAAGUUUGAACUCAAUGGAGCAGAUGGUGAGCUGGAAGAAUGUGUGUUUCCUUUUGAAAAAGAAAAGGGCAAAAAGGAAGCAAUUAUCAACAGUACGAAGAUUGCCAUAGAAUUAGGCACCUCUCGCCCAUUGGAGGUGAAAAGUCCUGCUUCAGAUAUGUUUGACAGAUUGACAAAGAGAGAUGUUCGUAAUAAGUACAGAACUGGAGUGGAAGAAGUAAACACUGAACAGUCAUUCAAAUUUUCACAAUCAUUUUUAGAAAUUAAUGAAAUUGGUUAUGAUGACGAUUUAAACAUUAAAAAAGCUCUUCUGGAUUCUCCCAUGGUUAGACCAUGUGUGGAAAGACAGCCAAACUAUGACCUAAAACAUUCCUUAGCCCAGCUGUGUUCACACCCCCUUACAGAGGGAAAUAAUAGAUUACUUGCACUGGCACAAAAAGAAAAUAUUAUUUGGAAAAUUUGGCAGCAUGAAAAAUAUUUGGAUGAUGUUUUGUCUUUGAGACUUCCAGAAUUUGAAAGGAAGCCAACAUUUAACAUUGACAUUGGUCCACAUAAGGCAAAGGAAAUGCUGAAUUUAAAAGCUGAUGAGGAUCUAGGCAAAAUUGAGCUGUCUCUUUGUUGGGAUGCAGUGUCAUUGACAGCUGCGAAGAAUAAGGGAUGUCAGGUGGAAAAACUGAAAGAAGCAGACAGUUACAAGUGCCCAUUAACAGUGAUGUUUUCAGUUGAACAGUUCAAAAAAGACACCUCUACUACUUCAUUAGAGGAUCCAGUUCUGGAAAUUUCAACAUCACCUGAGUCAAGUGAAGAUAUGAAAGAAAGCAAAACGAAAGAUGAAAAAGCUAUUAAGGUAUGGAAGCCACCAGUCCGAUCUUGUGCACCCCUCCGACUUGAAGGACUUAAAAAGGCUGGUUUUGAUCCACUGAAUGACUUUCUGUUACUGCGGAGUGUCCAAAGUGUUUCUAUGGAGAGCCAUGGCACCAGUAAGGCAUUGGCCAGGACCAAUACCAGGUCACAGGUGCCCAAAGCAGAUCAAAAUUUUCCUGUUAUGAUAAAGACAAACGACAGUCCCCAAAUGUCACCUUCAGAUCUUGACAUUCAGAAUAUUGGUGUCAUAAAACCCAAUAAGAGACAGAAAACUUGGGAUCACCGAGUGGUUUAUGUGACCUUACAAGGGGAAUUUGCUGCUGUUUUGGAGAUCAUUGAGGACCAAGCAUACUAUUACAUGGCCGCUUUACAAGGAAGUGAUGGCAUACACCUCCCAAACAACUUCUCAGACAUAACACCAGACAAUACAAGGUUUCUGGUGAAACAGAAAGAGAAGAGUCUUCAAGAUAACAAAGAAGAUGGUACUGCAUGUGAUCUAUAUAAGGCUACUGUAGCUUUACAUAUUCUCUGUGGCGCAAGAGACAUCCUUAUCAACUGUUGCUUUGAAUCUGUCCUGGCUCACUUCAAGUCCAUGCAGGAAAAAUACCAAUCAGUAUUAAAAAAUUGCUUUGACGACAUGAGGAAACAACUUUUUCAACUUAAAUGCAAUUUCAACCAGAGAAGAAUUUUUCAUCCAAAGCUGGUUUCAUUAUAUAGACAUAUUGAUCUAAGGCUGCAGAAGUCAACCCAAGAGAGAGAUGGAACAAAAGAAAAGAUUUUGAUUGUGACUGGCCAAGACCGUACAACUUUGAAGUGUUGCCUUAGAGACUUUGUCCGAGGUGGAUCAGCUAUGAAGGCAGAUCUUCUCACAGAUUUGUCAGGGGAAUUGUCCAAAAGACUUGAGUUGGUGACAUGCCUGAUAUCACACAGAAGUGAACUUUUUGAUGAGUUUCCUUGGUCCCAGUUCACUGCUGUGAUGGACUACAAUGAUUCUGGAGAGGACACUAAAUUGCAGGACUUGUGUAAAGCACAUGGCCUACCUCUCAUUUCCUUUAAUGUUAAAAGCAAACAUGUCUCAGCGGGCAUAAAGACAGGUUCAACCACUGAGGAUAUAAGUUUGGUACCCAAAAACAAGGAAACUGUUGCAACACUGACUAUCAUUGGGUCAAGGUAUCUCACAUCCAGACCAGAAUUGCUGCAGCUGCUGGAAACAAGACACAAUUUAAUGAUUCUGGAGCGUGACUAUGACCAGAUCAGGAGUAUUGAUGAGAUGUACUUCGCAGAUUUGGUGAUAGAUGAGAAAACUUGUGUGGUUGUCCAGUCCGUACAGGACAUGGCUGAAGUCUGGCAGUAUGAACUCCUCCAUUCCAAGAUAAUCACACUGAGUCUCAAGUUCACCACCUGCUGGAUAAUUUUCUAUAGCAGUCAGAAAAUAAGCAAAAAACACAGUCCCUGUAUAGAGAACAUCUCCCGAUUUCAAGCAGCUGUUGGGAAUCUUACUAGAAAACAGGACUUUGUUGUAAAAACAUUCAUCAGUGAUAAUGCCAAUGAGACUGCAAUGUUUGUGAGACAAGUCUGUGAUACCAGUGAAAAAAUGUCUGCUGUCUGGAAAGAUGGGAGUUGGGGACAGAGAAUGUGGUUAGCAGAGGAAUGCAGCGAGGAGGAGAAAACAUUGCUGUCUUUUCCAUGUUUUAACUCCUUUAGUGCUCAAUUUGUCCUGCAGAAAAUGUCUGUAUCCGAACUCCUUGCUAGUUCUUUCAGUGAGCUAGUUGUGCUGUUUCCAUGGAUGCCACAAAAAUUCCUCAAGUCAUUUCUAGAGAUGGUUCAUAGUGAAAGGAGGGUGAAUCUCUUAAGCAAAGAAGAAUCUCAUGAUUCCUGUCAGAAGACAGAUCCGGUUGAAGACCCGUCAUCAACAUUGGAAGAUUAUGAAACAUCUACCUUCCAACAGAACCAAUCCUGGCUAAGUCAGACUUCUGAGAACACUUUCAAAUCUGAACCAUUUGCGAUGGACAAGCAUAAGAUUCUGAAGAAAAAUUUAAGAAAUCCUCAUUGUCAAUAUAAACAUUUUAUUGAUUCAAAGCAUCAAGAAGUACUAGACUUAGCUGUAAAUAAAUCUAUAGAUCUGCAUAGUGCGAACAGUCCUGGUGAAGUAUCGGAUAGACUGGACGAAGCUCAGUUUGGAAUGGAUACCCAGGACAGUGAGGAUAUUUUGUCUCUCAAUGGAUCUCAGCCAUCUGUGAAGUUGAAUGAAUUCCAAAGGGCUGAAAUAGAAGGACGAAAUGCAAUUGCCUAUACAAACCGUCCAGGAAUCAAGGAAGAGAGUAUGGCUGGUUACACAAAUCUGCAAGGUACAUGGAACACUAACAGAGAAAUUCAACAGGAUGAAAUCAGAGAAGAGAGCAUGGAUGGUCACAGAAAUCCUGAAGAAAACACAGAGAGCAGUCACCAAGAAAUUCCUCAGAACGUAAGGCGGUUAUAUUCAGAAUUUUCUUUACAAGGAUUCCAGAAGAGAGAUGAUCAGAAAAAUAUGAAACUGACCACAACAGGGGUGGCUCCUGCAGUUGCAGAAGAUGCUUUCGAACAAGCCGUCAAUUUAGAGGUUGCUAGACGUUUGAAAGUACAACAAGGACAACACUUUAACACAUUCAGAAAGCCUUCAGUUUGUCUUGGCGAAAAUGCUUCGGAUGGUGAUGUUAGGAACAAUUCAUUAUAUGAUGAUCACAAGACAUAUGAUGGCCAAGAUAGAAACCCUAUUAAGUUGCAAAGCCAACAUGGUGCAAGAAAACAAAUACCUUCUGCAAACUUUUCAACAAUGAAUUACCAUUCUCAACUGGAAGAUUCAAGAGUGAAUGAAAAAGAGAAUUUACUUCAGGGAACUUACUGUCCAGUAUCAGAGUUGGAUACUCCAGUAUCAGAGUUAGACUUUCAAUUGAAUUGCCCAAUGAUAUCGACACAAAGAAAACAGUACAUGGAUGAAUCGAGAGAAGAAGAAAAGCAAUACCUACAUCCUCGUGAGAUACAGGAUACUCCUUGUGGGGACCAAACAAUGACCAACAACAUGUAUGGGCAGAUAUGGAGAGAAAGUAAUUUGGGCAGCAGACUUGGUCUCCAGGAAAAUGGAGCUGGUUAUAAGAAACAAGUGAGAAGACCUUCACAAGGUCAAAGGUCAUUUGCAGGUGACUUAACUCUUGUAACACAGAAUAUUCUUCAGAAGGCUACAAGUUGUGAGCUUCCUAUAAAAACUUCUAUGUCAUGGCCACCUCACCGUAGAGUCAGCAUCGGGUUGGCACCACCUCGACCAAGAGAAGAUAGUACAAUAAAAGAUCAUGUCCAUGAGAAAGACCAGUCACAUAUACCGGUACAAACUUAUCCUGACACAACUCUUAAGAACACUCUACAGAGAAGCCAUCUCCAGUCCAGUUAUGAUGGACAAAUGAAAGGGAGAAGUGGAAAUUACAGUCAGGAAUCAUACGGAACUCCCCAGUGGAAUGGACAUUCAUCACUCUGGUCAUCCUAUGAUUCUCCACCGAUGGACCUGGACAAAUCUCCUGAUAAGCUCGGUUGGAUGAAGUGCAGUGGAGCUAUAAUUGCUACCUGUAACAACGGCAUGUGUAUGGCCUGUAGACAGCUAGGUUAA
Molecule: messenger RNA, 5350 nt
Organism: Pecten maximus
Lineage: Eukaryota; Metazoa; Mollusca; Bivalvia; Pectinida; Pectinidae
Product: protein shortage in chiasmata 1 ortholog-like
Exons: 29
Coding region: 155-5350 (1731 amino acids)
Biological process (GO): resolution of meiotic recombination intermediates
Cellular component (GO): condensed nuclear chromosome
Molecular function (GO): single-stranded DNA binding; ATP hydrolysis activity
Source: RefSeq, a predicted model, not a curated record